CUUGAAUCCAAUGUAUAUAUGCUUCUGAGUCUAAAGCCAAUGUAUGCUUCUGAGUCUGUUAACCUGUCUAAAAUGCCCAAAAGAGCAGGAGGAUUGUAUGCAAAUGCAGUCCACUAUUUCAGUAUCUUUUUGUUGAUCAUCUUGGUAUUUAGUUCAUCAAAUGGCAUGUCAAACGCACUGGAUGAUGCUUUGGAGAAACGCCAACCUGACUGCGCGCUCAGCUUCGGUGCUGUUGUAGAUUACACCUCCCUUGCCGGAAAAAAAGGAGAAAGUAGCAAUGGAGAUGGCGCUUAAGGAUUUUUAUGGCCGGAGGACCAGUCUCCGGCAUUACCUGACUCUACAUGUGAGAAACUCUCGAGGAGACCCCAUCCGAGCAGCCUCUUCUGCUAAGAUCCUCAUCGAGAAGCAUCAUGCAAGGGCAAUUAUAGGGUUCAGAACAUGGCAGGAGGCAAUCUUAGUUGCUCAGCUUGGCAAUGAAUACCAUGUCCCAAUAGUAUCAUUGGCAAAUAAAGCCCCGCCACUGUGCGCCUCUUGCCAAUGGCCAUUCCUGGUUAGCGCGGCUCGUAGCCUAGACACUCAGAUGAAAGCGGUGGCGGCUAUAAUUCAGAGUUGGCAAUGGCGGAAAGUCAACAUCAUCUAUGAAGACUUCAACCCAGCUAUCAGUGGCAUCACUCCCAACAUCAUUACCGCCAUAAAAGCAGUGGACGCGGAGAUUAAUGAACUUUUGCCCCUCUCUCCUUUUUCUGCGUACCCUUCUAUAUCAGAAAAGUUGGAGAGCCUGAAAAAUGGACAAUGCAGAGUUUUCAUUGUUCACACUUCCAUUACAUUAGCCAGUAAAAUCUUCAAGGAAGCGAGUGAGAUGGGAAUGAUGGGGAAAGACUUUGUGUGGAUCACCACCAAUGAUAUUACUAGUCUGAUAGAUUCGCUUAAUGCAUCAUCCAUCUCCUCGAUGCAAGGUGUCUUGGGAGUCAAGAGCUAUUUUUCCACCUCCAAUAAACGCUUAAAAGAUUUCCAAUCUAGAUUUCGGGUUAUGUUUCGUUUGCAAUAUCCUGAUGGGCCACUUCCGGAACCAGGAACUUCUACCUUCCAGGCCUAUGAUGCUGCAUGGGCAGUGGCUCUUGCAUUAGAGGGAAAUCCAUAUUCGAAAAGCAGUAGGAAUGGUUGUGUGGAUAAAAUGAAUGGAGAAGAGUUGUUAGAAAACAUAUUGAAAAGCAAAUUUGAGGGCUUGACUGGUGCAUUCAAUUUUAGUAGUGAGCGGAAAUUGGCUGCAGUUCACAUUUUUCGCGUAGUUAAUGUGGUCGGAAAGAGUUACAGGAAACUUGGAUUCUGGACGGAGGGAUUGGGCUUCUCAGAGAGCAUCAAUAAGCGGAGCAAUUACAGCAAGUCGAUGAACAUUCUAGGACAAGUGUUUUGGCCAGGCGGCCCCUGGUCAGUGCCAAAAGGAUGGGCGAUACCAACUAGUCAUGCAUACGGACUGAAAAUAGGAGUACCUGAGGGGAGCACAUUUAAAGAAUUUGUGAAUGUAACAUUUGAUCGUCCUGGUGGUAAUGCGAUCAUCAGUGGAUUUUCCAUCGAAGUCUUCAAUGCUACAUUAGCGUUUCUACCAUAUCACUUGCCGUAUGAUUUUAUACCAUUGAAUGGCACCUAUGAUCAUUUGGUGGAACAAAUUCACGUUCAGAAUCUUGAUGCAGUUGUUGGAGAUACGGCCAUAGUUUCCAAUCGUUGUGUACAUGCAGAAUUUUCGCAACCAUAUGCUGAGUCUGGUCUUCAGAUGCUGAUAUAUAUAAAAACUAAAAGAUCAGAUAGAGCUUGGUUGUUCCUGAAGCCAUUCACCAUCUAUCUGUGGGCAUUGACAGGAGUCAUUAAUGUUUAUAAUGGAUUUGUGGUGUGGUUGAUAGAGCGGAAUCACCACCCAUAUUUUAGAGGCAGUAUACGGAACCAAAUUGGAACCAUGCUUUCCUUAUCCUUCACAACACUCUUCUCACUAAACGGAGAGAAAUUACACAGCAAUCUGUCACGGAUGGCAAUGGCAGUAUGGCUAUUUGUUGCGUUAGUCCUCACACAAAGUUUUACAGCCAGUCUAACAACACUGCUUACCGUUCAAAGCCUUGAUCCAAUAAACGUCGACAUGGAGACACUUAUAAAGACUGGAGCCAAAGUUGGGUGCGAUGCGAAUUCCUUUGUUGGGAAUUAUUUGGAGACGGUCGAACGUUUCGAUCCCAAAAACAUUGUGGGAAUGCAUACAGAAGAUGAUUAUGGACAGGCUCUUAUAAAGGGAGAGAUAAAAGCAGCCUUUCUUGAGGUCCCAUAUGUUAAAAUGUAUCUCGCCAAAUAUUGUGAAGGUUUCACCACUUCGGGACCAACACUCAAAGUUGGAGGCUUCGGAUUUGCUUUCGCGAGGAGUUCUCCUUAUCUACCUGAUAUUUCCGAAGCAGUUCUUAAAGUGUCCGAAACUGGAAAAUUGCAAAAGCUUGAGCAUUCUUUAACCUCAUCCCUCAACUGCUCCGGAUCCACCGCUCAGCCUGAUGAUACUCACGAUAGUCUUGGACUGAAUAGUUUCUGGGGCCUCUUUGUCAUCACUGGAGGAACAUCCACCAUUGCUCUCUUCAUAUUCAUCUUUCACCAUGUUCGCCACAGAUGGUAUCAACCUUCUAGCGAAGGACAACCACAUCAUAACCCUGCCAACGAUGAGUUACUUAUGUUUGGUCCUGAAAUUCAGAACCGAAAUCAAUCAUAUUUGUAACAAAGAAGUGAGUUAACAUCACACGUUAUAGCUACUUAUAUCAUUUAGUUCAAUGCUAAAACUCUAGGUCCUCCAGAUUUAGGGUGUAAUUAAUUGUUUCUAGCUAUUAGGAUUUUUCUGCUUCUAGAAUUGAAUACGGGAUUGAUGUAAUAUAUAUUGUAAUAGAAAUGAUAGAUGGAUAUGAUGUUUAUGUAAAACCCCUAAUAUUA
Molecule: messenger RNA, 2952 nt
Organism: Alnus glutinosa
Lineage: Eukaryota; Viridiplantae; Streptophyta; Magnoliopsida; Fagales; Betulaceae
Product: glutamate receptor 2.8-like
Exons: 5
Coding region: 278-2743 (821 amino acids)
Cellular component (GO): plasma membrane
Molecular function (GO): signaling receptor activity; ligand-gated monoatomic ion channel activity
Source: RefSeq, a predicted model, not a curated record